Messenger RNA from Closterium sp. NIES-65, 4140 nucleotides. The record is from the annotation of a GenBank genome assembly. NCBI's taxonomy places the organism in Eukaryota, Viridiplantae, Streptophyta, Zygnematophyceae, Desmidiales, Closteriaceae.
AUGGACGUGGACGUGGACGUGGACGUGGACAUGGACGUGGACGUGGACGUGGACGUGGACGUGGACAUGGACGUGGACGUGGACGUGGACGUGGACGUGGACGAAGACGUGGACAUGGACGUGGACGUGGACGAAGACGUGGACGUGGACGUGGACGUGGACGUGGACCUGGACGUGGACGUGGACAUGGACGUGGACGUGGACGUGGACAUGGACGUGGACGUGGACGUGGACGUGGACGUGGACGUGGACGUGGACGUGGACGUGGACAUGGACGUGGACGUGGACGUGGACGUGGACGUGGACGUGGACGUGGAAGUGGACGUGGACGUGGACGUGGACGUGGACAUGGACGUGGACGUGGACAUGGACGUGGACAUGGACGUGGACGUGGACGUGGACGUGGACGUGGACGUGGACAUGGACAUGGACGUGGACGUGGACGUGGACGUGGACUUGGACGUGGACGUGGACGUGGACGUGGACGUGGACGUGGACGUGGACAUGGACGUGGACGUGGACAUGGACGUGGACGUGGACGUGGACAUGGACGUGGACGUGGACGUGGACGUGGACGUGGACGUGGAUGUGGACGUGGACGUGGACGUGGACGUGGACAUGGACGUGGACGUGGACGUGGACAUGGACGUGGACCUGGACGUGGACGACGUGGAUGUGGACAUGGACGUGGACGUGGACGUGGACAUGGACGUGGACGUGGACGUGGACAUGGACGUGGACGUGGACGUGGACGUGGACGUGGACGUGGACAUGGACGUGGACGUGGACGUGGACGUGGACGUGGACAUGGACGUGGACGUGGACGUGGACGUGGACAUGGACGUGGACGUGGACGUGGACGUGGACGUGGACAUGGACGUGGACGUGGACGUGGACAUGGACGAGGACAUGGACGUGGACCUGGACGUGGACGUGGAAGUGGACAUGGACGUGGACGUGGACAUGGACGUGGACGUGGACAUGGACAUGGACGUGGACGUGGAGGUGGACGUGGACGUGGACGUGGACGUGGACGUGGACAUGGACGUGGACGUGGACGUGGACGUGGACGUGGACGUGGACAUGGACGUGGACAAGGACGUGGACAAGGACGUGGACGUGGACGUGGACAUGGACGUGGACGUGGACGUGGACAUGGACGUGGACGUGGACGUGGACGUGGACAUGGACGUGGACAGGGACGUGGACGUGGACGUGGACGUGGACGUGGACAUGGACGUGGACGUGGACGUGGACGUGGACGUGGACGUGGACGUGGACGUGGACGUGGACGUGGACAUGGACGUGGACGUGGACAAAGACGUGGACGUGGACAUGGACGUGGACGUGGACCUGGACGUGGACGUGGACAUGGACGUGGACGUGGACGUGGACAUGGACGUGGACGUGGACGUGGACAUGGACGUGGACGUGGACGUGGAAGUGGACGUGGAGGUGGACGUGGACGUGGACGUGGACAUGGACGUGGACGUGGACGUGGACGUGGACGUGGACGUGGACGUGGACAUGGACGUGGACGUGGACGUGGACGUGGACGUGGACGUGGACGUGGACGUGGACAUGGACGUGGACGUGGACGUGGACGUGGACGUGGACAUGGACGUGGACGUGGACGUGGACAUGGACGUGGACGUGGACGUGGACGUGGACUUGGACGUGGACGUGGACGUGGACGUGGACGUGGACGUAGACGUGGACUUGGACGUGGACGUGGACAUGGACGUGGACGUGGACGUGGACAUGGACGUGGACGUGGACAUGGACGUGGACGUGGACGUGGACGUGGACGUGGACUUGGACGUGGACGUGGACGUGGACAUGGACGUGGACGUGGACAUGGACGUGGACGUGGACGUGGACGUGGACAUGGACGUGGACGUGGACGUGGACAUGGACGUGGACGUGGACAUGGACGUGGACAUGGACGUGGACGUGGACGUGGACGUGGACAUGGACGUGGACGUGGACGUGGACGACGUGGACAUGGACGUGGACGUGGACGUGGACAUGGACGUGGACGUGGACAUGGACGUGGACGUGGACAUGGACGUGGACGUGGACAUGGACGUGGACGUGGACAUGGACGUGGACGUGGACGUGGACAUGGACGUGGACGUGGACAUGGACGUGGACGUGGACGUGGACGUGGGUGGACGUGGACUGGACGUGGACGUGGACGUGGACGUGGACAUGGACAUGGACGUGGACGUGGACGUGGACAUGGACGUGGACGUGGACGUGGACGUGGACAUGGACGUGGACGUGGACGUGGACAUGGACGUGGACGUGGACAUGGACGUGGACGUGGACGUGGACGUGGACAUGGACGUGGACGUGGACAUGGACGUGGACAUGGACGUGGACAUGGACGUGGACGUGGACGUGGACGUGGACGUGGACGUGGACGUGGACGUGGACGUGGACGUGGACGUGGACGUGGACGUGGACAUGGACGUGGACGUGGACGUGGACAUGGACGUGGAUGUGGACGUGGACGUGGACGUGGACGUGGACAUGGACGUGGACGUGGACAUGGACGUGGACGUGGACGUGGACGUGGACGUGGACGUGGACGUGGACGUGGACGUGGACAUGGACGUGGACGUGGACGUAGACGUGGACUUGGACGUGGACGUGGACGUGGACGUGGACGUGGACGUGGACGUAGACGUGGACUUGGACGUGGACGUGGACAUGGACGUGGACGUGGACGUGGACAUGGACGUGGACGUGGACGUGGACGUGGACGUGGACGUGGACGUGGACGUGGACGUGGACCUGGACGUGGACGUGGACGUGGACGUGGACUUUGACGUGGACGUGGACGUGGACAUGGACGUGGACGUGGACGUGGACGUGGACGUGGACGUGGACAUGGACGUGGACGUGGACGUGGACGUGGACGUGGACGUGGACGUGGACAUCGACGUGGACGUGGACGUGGACGUGGACGUGGACUUGGACGUGGACAUGGACAUGGACUUGGACGUGGACAUGGACAUGGACGUGGACGUGGACGUGGACAUGGACGUGGACGUGGACGUGGACAUGGACGUGGACGUGGACGUGGACAUGGACAUGAACGUGGACGUGGACGUGGACGUGGACGUGGACAUGGACAUGGACGUGGACGUGGACGUGGACAUGGACGUGGACGUGGACGUGGACGUGGACAUGGACGUGGACGUGGACGUGGACGUGGACAUGGUCUUUGACGUGGACGUGGACGUGGACGUGGACAUGGACGUGGACGUGGACGUGGACGUGGACGUGGACGUGGACAUGGACGUGGACGUGGACGUGGACAUGGACAUGGACGUGGACGUGGACGUGGACAUGGACGUGGACGUGGACGUUGACGUGGACAUGGACUUUGACGUGGACGUGGACGUGGACGUGGACAUGGACGUGGACGUGGACGUGGACAUGGACGUGGACAUGGACGUGGACGUGGACGUGGACGUGGACGUGGACAUGGACGUGGACGUGGACGUGGACAUGGACGUGGACGUGGACGUGGACGUGGACGUGGACAUGGACGUGGACGUGGACGUGGACAUGGACGUGGACGUGGACGUGGACGUGGACAUGGACGUGGACGUGGACGUGGACAUGGACGUGGACGUGGACAUGGACGUGGACGUGGACGUGGACGUGGACAUGGACGUGGACGUGGACAUGGACGUGGACAUGGACGUGGACAUGGACGUGGACGUGGACGUGGACGUGGACGUGACGUGGACGUGGACGUGGACGUGGACGUGGACGUGGACGUGGACGUGGACAUGGACGUGGACGUGGACGUGGACAUGGACGUGGACGUGGACGUGGACGUGGACGUGGACGUGGACAUGGACGUGGACGUGGACAUGGACGUGGACGUGGACGUGGACGUGGACGUGGACGUGGACGUGGACGUGGACGUGGACAUGGACGUGGACGUGGACGUGGACGUGGACUUGGACGUGGACGUGGACGUGGACGUGGACGUGGACGUGGACGUGGACGUGGACGUGGACGUGGACGUGGACAUGGACGUGGACGUGGACGUGGACAUGGACGUGGACGUGGACGUGGACGUGGACGUGGACGUGGACGUGGACGUGGACGUGGACGUGA